Molecule: messenger RNA, 2856 nt
Organism: Drosophila ficusphila
Lineage: Eukaryota; Metazoa; Arthropoda; Insecta; Diptera; Drosophilidae
Gene: Mcm10
Product: protein MCM10 homolog
Exons: 2
Coding region: 101-2416 (771 amino acids)
Biological process (GO): DNA replication initiation; DNA replication
Cellular component (GO): nucleus; replication fork protection complex
Molecular function (GO): single-stranded DNA binding; DNA replication origin binding
Source: RefSeq, a predicted model, not a curated record
GUUACACUGAGCCCGCCAAAAGUGAAUUGUUUUUGCGCUAAUUUGGAAAACUCACAGGAAAAACUAAGGAAACACGUUAAAACCUAAGUAGUUUCAUGAAAUGAGUCCUGCAAAUAAAUCCCAGGCAGAUAUCAGCAUUGAAGAUGAGGAAGAAAUAUUGGCUCUGGAAAAACUGCUUGGCGAAGCGGAUAACGAUACUGUCGAUUCCGCAAAAUCGGAAAAACCAAAACCCACACCCACUUUGGCCAAAGCAGUGCCAAAACUGCGAGAAGACAGUAGUUUUGCCAAUGCUUUUACCUUUGAAAAGACCGUAAAGUUAGACAAAAACGAGAAACUAGAAAAAAGCAAAGAACCGGAGCUGGACUCUUCCGACGACGAAGAAGUCAAGAAUUUCUUGGAACGCAAGUACAAUGAGUACGGAAGUGAUAUAAACAAGAGCCUCAAGCAACAGCGGGAAAGUGCCCACGAGUCUAAGGUUGCCAGGGAGGUUGAUCAGGAGCUCAAGAAGACAACCCAAAUGAUCACAUCCACCCCGCAGCCCAUCAAGAAUCCGCACAAUCCUAUCAAGCGUCAGUCGACCGUGAGCAGCACGUUUCAAAGGCCACCAUCAACCGCAGCUGCCGUGGCAUCCACAUCUCAAUCUAGUAAUCCAGUUUCUGCUAUAUACACGGAUCCUGUCUUCGGACUACGCAUGAUCAAUCCUUUGAUUUCAAGUUCGAUGCUUCAGGAGCGUAUGGCGGGCAGAAAAGCGGUUCCCUUCUCCGGCGUAGCCUAUCACAUUGAACGCGGGGAUCUGGCCAAAGAUUGGGUCAUAGCUGGCGCUCUGGUUUCCAAGAAUCCCGUAAAAACCACCAAAAAGGGCGAUCCCUACUCUACUUGGAAGCUAUCAGAUCUGCGCGGCGAAGUUAAGACUAUUUCGUUAUUCCUAUUUAGAGAAGCUCAUAAAUCUUUGUGGAAAACCGCGGAGGGUUUGUGUCUGGCCGUCUUGAAUCCAACUAUUUUCGAGAGGAAAGCUGGCAGCUCCGAUGUGGCCUGCUUAUCCAUCGAUAGCUCGCAGAAAGUCAUGAUCCUGGGACAGUCAAAGGAUCUGGGCACUUGUCGGGCCACAAAGAAAAAUGGGGACAAGUGCACUUCAGUUGUUAACCUUACCGACUGCGAUUAUUGCGUCUUCCAUGUGAAGCAGGAGUAUGGCAAGAUGUCCAGGCGUUCGGAACUUCAAUCUGCGACCGCAGGUCGUGGCCUCAAUGAGCUGCGGAAUAAGGUUUUGGGCAAAAACGAGGUGUUCUAUGGCGGACAGACAUUUACUGCCAUUCCCGCCAAGAAAAGCGCCAAGCUGAUCACCAAGGAGCGCGAUCGUCUCAGCAAGCUGGCUGGCUACGAUGUUUCCCCCUUUGCCCAUACCGCCGACCACGCCUCCAAGCCGAAGACAGCGGAAGUGCCUGCGAUUCCCUACGCAGAGCGAGGUGGUCCUGUUUCCCGUUUGGCUGGAGGAGUGGAAGCAUCCCGAAAACAGAGGGUUCAAGAUCUGGAGCGAUUGCGUCUGCUAAAAGCGGAAAAUGAGCGCUUUGCACAGGAAACAAAAAGUCAUGUUUUGGGUGGAGAAGAUAAAAAAGAACAGACACCCAACAUACCCACUACUCCCGUGCCCGACAAGUUUAAGAAUCGAGGCUUUUCGUUCGACGCCAGUUUAACGCCAAAACUUUCCGGCAGCGAAAAUUUUUCCUUUGAGAUCAAUGUGGGAGCUCGCCAGGCGCAAAGUGCCAAGCUGAAAGCAGCGGCACUGCUGAAAAAGAAGCCGCUGGAGAAGAUCAAUCCCAACUCGACAAGGGGCAGUGAAACUGGCAAGAGAAGGGCCAUCGAUGAGCUCAACGAUAAGUUCUCCAGCAGCGCCAAGCGCCAGAAAAUGGAGGAAGAGGAUCGCGAAAUGAUGCGGAAAUCCAGAAUCGAAAAGAUAAUGGCUGCCACCUCAUCACACACGAACCUCGUGGAGAUGCGAGAGCGCGAGGCGCAGGAGGAGUAUUUUGCCAAGCUGGAACGCAAGGAGGCCAUGGAAGAAAAGAUGCUGGGCACCUACAAGAUGCCCUGCAAGGCGGUCAUCUGCCAGGUGUGCAAAUACACCGCCUUCUCCGCCUCCGAUCGCUGCAAGGAGGAGAAGCAUCCCCUGAAAGUAGUCGAUGCCGAGAAGCGGUUCUUCCAAUGCAAGGAUUGCGGCAAUCGCACAACCACAGUGUUCAAGUUGCCCAAACAAAGCUGCAAAAAUUGCAAGGGAUCGCGAUGGGAAAGAGCUGCCAUGAUUCGGGAGAAGAAGGUCCUAACUGGCAGGGAAUCUCUGUCCGUUAGAGGAGACGAGGAAACCUUUAUAGGCAGUCUGGCUGGAAGUGCUAAUCUCAAUUUGCUGGUUCCCGACGAAGACUAAAAUCAGAGAUAGCUUUUCUACCGUAUUUUAUUUGUUUUAUUUUAUAUGCUUUUGUUUAUAAUUUAAAAGUUAAAUUGCAUAUGCAGUACAUACAAAUAUUUACAGUCCUCUGGUUGAUCGCUAUUUGGCUUGGAAAAAGGAUUCGUCGUUGAUAAAUAAGUACAAAAGUUGCGAUGCCUUACGAUCUAAAGUGCCUCUGAGAUUGUAAGUGCGUGUUUUAUAUGAAGAUUAUGUACCAGGUGUACUCCUUAUAUUUUUUGACUUAUGACUUUUAUGAAUGGUCUCUUAGAUUAUGACUGAUUUGAAUGAUUGGAAUGCUUAUUAAUGUUUUGAAAUUGUGAAUCACACUUAGCUCAUCCUAGCAAACUUGUACAAUCCUAAAAUAAGUUAUUGUAAAUGCAUUCAUUUAAAAAUAAAUCCUAAACUUUGUGUUUCGAAAA